Messenger RNA from Scatophagus argus, 2083 nucleotides. RefSeq names its product transcription termination factor 1, mitochondrial. Gene Ontology annotation, cellular component: mitochondrial matrix. The coding region runs from base 166 to 1326 and encodes 386 amino acids. The record is from RefSeq and is a predicted model, not a curated record. NCBI's taxonomy places the organism in Eukaryota, Metazoa, Chordata, Actinopteri, Scatophagidae. The transcript has 2 exons. Gene Ontology annotation, biological process: termination of mitochondrial transcription; regulation of DNA-templated transcription. Gene Ontology annotation, molecular function: double-stranded DNA binding.
UGAUGACAAAUCUCGCGAGAGUUUUGAAGUUUCACGUUUCCGCUAUAUGUCCAUAGGCAGAACUGUCAAAAAAAAUGCUCCUCAUCCAUUUUCUCAGCUGCACACAGAUUUUGUCAGCGGUUUAUGGUCCUCUGACAUACAGCGCAGCCUUUCUCCUUGUUAAAAAUGGCAGCAGUAUAUGGAAUGAGAGCUCUCCUCUGCCUCCAUUGCCCAGUGACAUUGCAGCGAAGUUUUGGAAUCAUUCCAGUACAAGUGACAUCAACCUGCACUCCUAGGAGGCUUUGGAGUUCAGAUACCAAAAAAAAUGAGGCAAAGGCUUCAGUGAUUACAGAGAACGAAUCUCUGCUGGCAAACCUGAACAUCAUGGGAGUUGAUAUAAAGAUGGCACGCCAGCGUCAGCCUGCAGUGCUUCGUAAAAGCUUCACUAAUGAGCAAGGUCUUGCUCAGUUUCUGCGAAGCAAAGGUGCCAACCACAAAGUAAUUGCCAGCGUCAUAUCCCGUUAUCCCCGAGCUAUUACCCGAUCGAUUGAACACAUGAGCCAGCGCUGGAAUCUUUGGAAGAAAAUCUUCGAGACUGAUGCAGAAAUUGUGAAGAUUAUAGAUCGCUCACCGGAAUCUUUUUUUCGGUCUAGUGAUAAUGGGAAUUUGGAGAAGAACAUAGCUUUUCUGACCUCUCUGGGGCUGAACACCAAAAACCUCCAUCGGAUGCUGACAACGGCACCACGGACAUUCUCCAAUAGUUUAGAGCUCAACAGGCAGAUGGUGGAGUUUCUGGAGAACAUCUGUGCUGAACUUGGUGGAAAUAAUCCAGAGCAGUUUGCUAAAACCAUCCUAUCUAGAAACCUUUACAUUCUCAUCCGAAGCACUAAGAGAGUCAAGAAAAACAUUGAUUUCCUGAGGGAUUCUUUUAAACUGAGUGAUUCAGAACUGCUUGCUCUUCUACAAGGGCCUGGGGUAGCCAUUUUGGACCUUUCCAAUGAAUAUCUGAAGAACAAUUUUAAAAGUCUCCAACAGAAGAUGGUGUCACUUGGCUGUCAGGAAGCUGACAUAAAAAAAAUGGUCAUCCACUGUCCGGCAAUUUUGUACUUUGGGAAGGACACGCUGAACUCCAAACUGGACUGUCUCCUAAAAGGAGGAAUAACAAUGAAGCAGAUACAGGAAAAGCCAAAGGUUUUAGAUUACAGCACGCAGAACAUCACAGGACGACUAGAGGAGCUACAGAAAGUCAAGUAUGACUUUCAGAAGAAUGGCAUCAGUGUGUUGGAUACUAGCCGAAAGCGGUUUCUUGCAAAGAUAGAAAAACUAGCUGCAUCACAAGGCAACUGAAUGUUACUGUCUGUAUUAUGAUGUAGCAUAAUAUACUUAAACUUAAUUUCAGGAUGAUCAUGUUUUGUUUUGGCUUUUUUUUUUUUUCAAGAUUUUAUUUGUUCAUGUAGUGUCUAGAAUAUGAUUUCUGGCUUCUCUGGUGUCUCUCUGUUUUGUCAGAAUCAGAAUCAUAAUAAUUUAUUGAUCCCUGGGGCACAUUGGGUAAUAUUUUUGUCAUAUCCUAUAUGCAAUAUUUGGUAGUGCUCCAAUAAUUAGCAAUUAUUUCAUUAUCACUUAGUCCACCAAUGUUUUUCUUAGUUAAUCAUCAGGUGAAAAAGUGAAAAAUCACAUUGUUGUUUUUCCCCAAAGUGCGCUUUCAGAUUUUUUUUUACCCAAUAAUUGAUCCAAGCAUCUAAAGUCAAUGGAGAAGGACAUUUCUGGCAUUUUUACUGAACAGUGGUGUUAAUAAUUAACCCGUAGUCGCUUAAUUUUCUAUUGUUAGCCUUAUCAGUUAAUUGACUGAUAAUUUUAGCUCUGAAGUCUGGCUAUUUGUGUGUAAAUGUGAAUUUCCCAGUGCGGGACUAAAGGCCUAUCUUAUUUAUUGAAAAGAAUGUUAUUUUUGUAAUACUGACAGUUGUCAAAUAAUUCCUUUCCCUUAAUAUGCACAUUGCUCUGAGAAUAUUUUUUCCUGGUCAAAGACAUAUCAAUUGCAUGUAGGAGAUCUGUUGGAAUUAUGUGAAUAUGCAAUUUUGAAAUAAAGGUGAGAUGAAAAAAAAAA